AUGGAACAUCUAUUCAUUAGGGAAAAUUUGGGGUGUAUGGAUAUCGUUGAUACGGCGUGCUUGGGUGGCCAAGAUUUUUGUCGUCACUUGGAGUUACCAGCUAAUCAUGCUGAUGAAGUUAAGCUCAAAGUCUUCUCAUCCCCAAAACUUUUGUAUAAACAGGUGACCCAAGUCAAGAUCCACCCAAGCAAGUUGGUAGAAAAUGAAAUAAAUUUUUUCAUUGUUCGAUUAUCACCGAGGUUGAGCAAUCUAGAGGUUCUCGACUUAAGUUACAACACAUUUGAUUCCAGCAUUAUAUCAUCUCUGAGUGAGAUUUCUUCUCUUAAGUCACUUUAUCUAUCCGAAAAUGAGAUGACAACACCAGCACAUAAAAAUGAUUAUGGAAGAUUAGCGAGGUUGAGGAAUUUGGAGCUUCUCGAUUUGAGUUUUAAUUUUCUUGGUAGCAAAAUCCCCUCAUCUCUAUGUGGUCUUUCUUCCUUGAGAGUGUUAAAUCUCACAAAUACCGGACUGAAUAGAACAAUUCAUGCACAUGAAUUUAAUCAUCUGAUAAACUUGAAGAAGUUGGGUAUGAAUUAUAAUAAUAUUGAAAGCUUUGGUUCUUCACAAGGUGCUGACAGAUUGUUGCCGUUGAGUACUCUAGAGGUCCAUAAUUUGGAGGGUAACCUCUUCACUGACACUGUUCUUUCUUCCCUUCGUGGGCUUUUCCAACUCAAGUUUGUGCCAAUUGAAGAACUUGAAGAGGCUUCAUCUCAAGAAUGUGACUUAAUUGUUGACACUGUUCGUCAAAUUUGGACUCCAAAAUUCCAGCUUCAAGAUUUGGAUUUGUCAAGUUAUACACCAAAGAAAUAUAAGGUAAACCUUCCAAACUUCAUCUACUACCAGUAUGACUUGAGAUCCAUUUCUCUCUCUAUUAACAACUUUGGUGCAGUGUUCCCGUUGUGGUUAUUUGAAAAUAACACAAGAUUGGAGAAGAUUUUGAUGACUGAUAACUCCUUUCGGGGCUUGUUUCCAUGUCCAUCUCAUCCCAAUCCAAAUCUUUCUGUGAUGGACAUAUCUCAGCAUUCAGCUGCAAGGAACAAUCCUUCUGGCAAUAUUCCACCUUGUUUCAUCAAUUUAACACAUAGAGUUCGUUCAUUUGCACAAAAAAAGCUGUCAGGACCACCGUCAAAUGCUUUUAUGAGCUUUGUUGAGAUAGCGACUCUAGAUCUUAGAGAUAACAACUUCCAUGGCACCAUCCCAAAUUGGAUCGUGAACCUCUCAAACUUGGGUUACUUGCAUCCUUGUUUAGGUAAUUUGACUUUUGGAAACCAAAAUGGCUUUUCAGCUUCAGAACUCUUACAGGAUUCUAAUGUAAAUGAGCUUACGGAGUUGAACUCUCUUGAAGUGUUCACCGUGGCACAUAACAAUUUGUCAGGACCAGUUCCAGAUAGGAAAGCUCAAUUCGGGACCCUUGAUGAAAGCAGUUAUGAAGCAAAUCCUCGUCUUUUUGGACCUCCAUUGAAUAAUAGAUGCAAUGAAAUCGAUUCUGAAUUGCCAAUUCCAAAUGAAUUUUCAGGUGAAGGUGAUGAUGAUAGUUUCAUGGACAUAUUUGUUUUCUUCAUUAGUUUUGCGAUGUCCUACAUUAUGAAUAAUGACGCCAACUUGCACAACAACAACAAUGGUCCUAAAGAGGACUCCAAUGGCAUUAAGCCUCCAGAAACAUAA
This is a messenger RNA of Tripterygium wilfordii, 1704 nucleotides long. Its product is annotated as receptor-like protein 15. The record is from RefSeq and is a predicted model, not a curated record. NCBI's taxonomy places the organism in Eukaryota, Viridiplantae, Streptophyta, Magnoliopsida, Celastrales, Celastraceae. Gene Ontology annotation, molecular function: protein binding. The transcript is spliced from 13 exons. Bases 1 to 1704 code for a protein of 567 amino acids.